Molecule: messenger RNA, 1833 nt
Organism: Chrysoperla carnea
Lineage: Eukaryota; Metazoa; Arthropoda; Insecta; Neuroptera; Chrysopidae
Product: fatty acyl-CoA reductase 1-like
Exons: 9
Coding region: 55-1662 (535 amino acids)
Biological process (GO): long-chain fatty-acyl-CoA metabolic process
Cellular component (GO): peroxisome
Molecular function (GO): alcohol-forming very long-chain fatty acyl-CoA reductase (NADP+) activity
Source: RefSeq, a predicted model, not a curated record
CAAUACUUGAUCUUCGUCACUUGAUCUUCGUACUGUGGUUGCGGGUGUUCCAAAAUGUUUGAUAAUAAUAAUUAUAUUGUUGACAAUAAUAUCGUUAAGUCAACAAAGAAAACGUUUGUGGAUAAAGUAACUCUAUCACAGUUAUCAGAGGAUGUACCAUCAAUUAGUGAAUUUUAUGCUGAUCAAAACAUUCUGGUUACGGGCGGUACUGGUUUUAUGGGCAAAGUUUUAAUUGAAAAAUUACUUCGUUCAUGUCCAAAAAUUAAGGGCAUUUAUUUAUUACUGCGUUCGAAGAAAAAUUAUACGGAUGAAGAAAGAUUAAAUAAAAUGUUUAAUAUACCUUUAUUUGACAGAUUAAAAGAAGAAUAUCCGGAAUCAUUAUCAAAAGUAAAAGUAAUUAAAGGAGAUAUCAGCAAACUAGAAUAUGGUUUAUCUGAUUCUGAUUUAGAAUUUAUAAUUCAUGAAAUAAACAUUGUAUUCCAUGUGGCAGCGUCUGUUCGAUUUGAUGAUUCUUUGAAGGAUGCUAUUUUAAUUAAUACACGAGGAACUAGAGAAAUGUUAAAAAUACUUAAACAAAUACAAAAUUUAAAGGUCUUCCUGUAUACCUCAACCACUUAUUGUAAUAUCGAUAAAGACGUGGAUGCAAUCGAAGAAAAAUUUUAUAAGGCGACAACGGAUUGGAAAACUAUGAUUAAAGCAGCCGAAAAUAUGGAUGAAAUGGUGCUCAAUUUUCUUGAACACAAAAUUUUAAAUAAAUAUCCGAAUACGUAUACUUUUUCAAAAAAUCUUGCUGAAGAAGUUAUCUUUGAAAGUUGUGAUGAUAUACCAACAGUUAUUUUUCGUCCUACAGUUGUGGUUGGUUCGGAGAAGGAACCAAUGCCUGGAUGGAUUGAUAACUACAAUGGGCCAAUGGGUCUAACUACCGGAGUUCAGACUGGCGUACUUCAUACAGUUUUAAUAGAUGGUGAUAAGAAUAUAGAUUGGGUAUCUGUUGACAUAGCAAUAAAAGGAAUGAUAACAUCAGCAUGGUAUAAGGCAUUAGAACAAACUGAUCGUAAUAAAUGCUUAGUAAUUAACUCAUCAACUAGUGAUUUUAUAAAAUUCAAUAAUAGCGUAUUGUGGGAUCUUGGUGAAAAAAUAUUAAGGAAAAAUCCACCGAAUCAACUAUUAUGGUAUCCAUUUUGUUUUCAAACGACAAAUAAAUAUUUAUAUUGGUUUUAUUUUGUAACACUGCACUUGAUUCCUGCAAUAUUUUUAAAUGUUUUAUUGAAAAUAAGUAAUCAGAGAUUAAAUUUAUUUAAAUUAUAUCGACGAGUAUUUUAUUCAAAUAUGAAGCUUGCACCGUUCACAUUAAAUGAAUGGACAUUUAAAAAUGAUAAUUUUAAAUCUUUACAUGCAAUAUUGAAACCGGAGGAUAUUGAUAAGUUCUCGGUAGAUUAUUCUGGAUUAACAGUUUCUGAUAAAUUUGAAAUGCAAAGAGAUGGCACAAUACGGUAUCUGUUAAAAGAUAAGAACUUUUCAAAAGAAACAUUUGAAAAACGAAUGUUUAAUUUUAAAAUAAAAUACUAUCUGCAUGUUGCUGUAAUUAUUCUUUUAAUUAUUGGUCCUCUUUUCGUCUUGAAUCGUUAUGUUGGAAAAUUUAUGAAUAAACGUUAUAUUUAGAUAAAUAAUUCAAUUUUUAUGCGAGAAGUGGGCAUGGUUCUGGUAUAACGUUAAAUAAUUCUUUGUGGUGGUGUUUUAAAUGUUGGUAGUUGUCGAGCGAAGCGGACGAGUAGCUGUUAGUCUUUUGUAUUAUUAACAGAAAUUGUUAUAAAUAUAUUAUAAAUUUAAAAG